Calypte anna (Anna's hummingbird) is the source of this 7938-nucleotide messenger RNA. RefSeq names its product protein mono-ADP-ribosyltransferase PARP14. The record is from RefSeq and is a predicted model, not a curated record. Gene Ontology annotation, biological process: negative regulation of gene expression. NCBI's taxonomy places the organism in Eukaryota, Metazoa, Chordata, Aves, Apodiformes, Trochilidae. Gene Ontology annotation, cellular component: cytoplasm; nucleus. Gene Ontology annotation, molecular function: NAD+ poly-ADP-ribosyltransferase activity; transcription corepressor activity. Bases 265 to 5709 code for a protein of 1814 amino acids. The transcript is spliced from 17 exons.
GCCAUCUCCUCCAAACCGUGUCCCCACCGGGAUAGGUUGGACCGCAUUAUCCUUGCGGUGUCUCCUAGCCUGGCAUUCUGCGACCGAUUCUGAGCCGAUUGACCCAGCGCAGGAGAGGGGAAACCCCCGAGCCGGCGCAGACACCGCCUCGGUCCUCGACCCCCUCCGCCGGGUCCCGGGGGCCGCCGACCCCUCCCGGCCCCCCCUUUACGGGAAAGGGUCAGGUUCCCGAGCUACGGGAGGGAAACGAAAGCGAAAGAAGCAAUGGCGGAGAAGCAUCCGGACUCCUUUCCUUUGCUGGUGCGCGGAGACUGGGGUCCCAACCCGCCGCCCUCCGCCCUGAGGAAGAAACUAGUCUGCUACUUCCAGAAUCGGAAGCAAUCGGACGGCGGCGAGUGCGAGCUGCGGACCGGGACCGGGACCGGAGACGUCCUCCUCUGCUUUGUCCUUCCCGAGGUGAGGCAACGAGUUCUUGAGAAACAAUCUCAUAAGCUGUAUUGGGGAGGCAAAGAAAUCAAGUUGAUUGUCUCAGACCCUGAAAGACCACUAGCUGCUGAAAAGAACACACUUCAAGAAAAAUCAGUUCCCACAAAGGCUCCAGGUACCACAAGCAACAUUCAAGCAAAAGAUGAUGCAGAAGCCUUGCAGAAAGCAGAGGGUUCUGUUGUGAACAGUGCACUCCAUGAGGGAACUGGUACUGCAGAGAACGUCGCAGAAAAGUCCACAGAGGCAUCACCUUCAGUGGUGUUUGAAAACAUAACAAGAUGCAGUCCAGAAGAGUUAUGUAUCCUGUUGGAGAACAUCAGCAACCUGUCAGGAGAUGAUGACUUCACUGUGGAAGAGAUACAUGAAAUAAAUGCUGCUGUAGCUACUUUUAAAAAAAGUAUUGAUAUUGAAGAGUUUGUCAGAAAAUGUCGGCAACACAAAACAAUUAAGGAACAAAAAAUAACUGCCAGGAUUCUUGAACAGACCCAGAGCAUCAAAGCUGAAAACCUUCCAGACAGUGUUUCCAGAGGCUACAUCACCAUUUACUUUGAGAGUGCACGGAGUGGAGGGGGGAAAGUGUCAGAGGUCCAGCUAUUCCCUGAGGAGAACUCGGCCAUCGUUACUUUCCGUGAUCACAAAGACCUAAAUACUGUCUUGAAAAAGCAACAUGUACUGGAUGAGACAAAGAUUUCUGUGCACCCAUAUUACCACUCCCUGGGAGCAGCUCUCUAUGGAAAAGAAAGACCAACUAUUAAGAUGCCAGAUCCCAUUGAAGUGCCACUGGAUCAGUAUGUCUGGCAGUUUUUACAAAGGCAUGGCAAACUGAUCAAAGACAUAAACCAGGAAAUGGCAGUUUUCCAUUGCAACCUAAAAUGGCCAGAGGUGAACUGUUCACACCCAAAUAUUACCUUGUGCCCAUCGUUUUCUCUUUCCAAACAGAAAAAGCCAAUGAUUAAGUUGAUCAAGACAUGGAAGCAAGACGCUUCUAAUGCGUUCUCAUGUAUCAUGUCACGUUAUACAGCUAUAAAGUGCAGAGUAUAUUCAGUAAAUUGGGAAGACUUGAAAAAGAGAUUGGUGAAAGAUUUUACUCUGCUCAUAACUGAUGUUUCUGAGGGGUUGGUGGUGAUUGCAGGCAGCAGAGCUGAGGUGGAGAGUGCAGAGAAAAAAGUGAUAGAAUGCGUGGAAAAAGCCAUCAAGGAAAGUGAGAGGGAAAAACAAACCAUAGAAAUUUCUGUGCCAGUGCCACCAAGGAUGUAUGCCAUCCUCCAAAAUGCUGGGCAGGAAAAUAAUAUUCGCAAAGAAUAUUCGUCCAUAAAGAUCUUUUAUAGUGACACAGAAAAAGCUGUUCAGUUGCAUGGAUUACCUGCAGAAGUACAUAAAAUUGAAGCUGAAUUACUGAAAGCGGUAUACAGCAUACCACGUAAAACAGUGAAAAUUGAUCCCCAGGUUUUCCACUAUCUCCAGCGUCUAAAUACUGAAGCAAUGUCAGCAUUACUGUUCACCAGGAAAAAAAUUAAUGCAUCUUAUGUGCUUAGGGAUGAUAGUGUGCUGCUAUUUGGAGGUGCUGACAAAGAUCUUUCAGAAGCAGAACAGCAAAUAAAGACAGACUUAGAGUAUGUGUGCAUCGAUGUGGAGGAUGGUGAGGUCAUUAAAAAGGAGGAGUGGAGGACCCUUGUUUCUUCCUUGCUUAAGGUGGACAAUUCUUCCCAGGGAACUCUAGUCAUCGAUGAACCCAAUGGAAAACAAAAUAAAGUGAUUAUUGCUGGCAUUUCUGAGGCCGUAAAAAAUGCUCAUCAGAAACUUAGUAACUUUCUAGAUAGAAACAUAUAUGUGGAGAAAGUAAUCCCAGCUAAUUCAGCCAUGGUCGUGCAGUUUGUAGAGAAGAAAAAAUCCAGUUUUUACGUUGAAUUGAGGAAGAAGGGUGUGACAGUAGGCUUUGACACCAAGACACCAUGUAUCUCCCUGAGUGGACCAAGAACAGAAGUGCCAAAAGCAGUCACCUCGUUUGAAAAAAUCCUCUCAUCUCUUUACUUGAAAAAUGUGACAAAUGAUAAACCGGGAGCUAAAGAGUUAUUCAUAGAAAGGAAAGAUUUAUGUGUUCUUGAGGCAGAGCAGAAGUUUGGCUGUUUGAUUGAGCUGGAACAACAAGAAGUGCAACAACAGAAGGGCGGAAGAGUCGGUGACAAUGAAAAGCUCUACUGUGAGGAAGUGCUGCCAAACGGGGUGGUAGUAGCGGUGUAUAAAGGUAACUUGUGUAAUUACCCAGUUGAUGUUGUGGUAAAUGUAACUAAUGAAGACCUGCAACACCACAGUGGCCUUGCUGAGGCAAUGUCAGAAGCAGCUGGUCCAGAGCUACAGGAGGAAUGCAACGAGCUGGUGAGGAAGAACGGGAGCUUGAAGCCUGGGUGCACGGUUAUCACGGGCGCUGGGAAACUCCCCUGCAAGAAUGUCAUCCAUGCUGUUGGACCCAGGUGGAGGACACAGGAAGCAGAGAAAUGCUUGGACAUGUUAAAAGGGACAGUAAAGAACUGUCUAAAGCUAGCUGACACAUACAAUCAUCAUUCCAUUGCUCUGCCUGUUAUAAGUGGUGGGGUUUUUGGCUUCCCACUGCAAACGUGUGCACGUUCAAUCGUGUCCUCCAUCAAGGAGACCUUGGAUGGGUUCACGGAAGACAGCAGCUUGAAGAAGAUUCAUCUUGUGGAUGAUGUGGAAGAAGUAGUUCAGGUUCUGUGUGAGACAGUAAAAAAAGUGUUUACAGCUGGAUCAUCCUCCCCAAUACUGAUGGUGCCACGCUCAGAGAGUGAUGAGGUGACAGAAGGCCAGAAGGAGGAGGGAAAAGAGGAUCUGCAGAUGUUUAGAACAAAUGAAGGACUUUGCAUCUACGUAGAAGAGAAAAAGAUUCAGGAAGCCACGACGGAUGUUAUUGUCAACAGUGUUGGCUUAGAUCUGAUGUUUGGUGUGGGGCCUCUUUGCAAAGCCUUGCUGGAAAAGGCUGGAGUUGCACUCCAACAGGAGUUUAACCUAGAAAAAAGAACACACGCUGAUGGUCCAGGGAGUGUGAUCUGCACCACUGGAGGUGCUCUGGCCUGCAAGUAUGUGCUUCAUGCCAUCCUUCCUCCAUGGGAUGGAAGAGGAGGACAGGCCCUGGAGAGCCUACGCGAUGUAAUCCAUUUCUGCUUGAAGAGAAGUGAAGAAUUCGGACUUAAAUCAAUUGCUUUCCCAGCUAUUGGAACUGGAGGAUUUAAAUUUCCUAAAAACAUUGUUUCUAAGCUAAUGUUUGAUGUGGUAUUCAAGUUUAGUAGGAAUCAUACUCGGAAGAAUCUCCAGGAAGUUCAUUUUUUCUUGGAUCCAGAAGAUACAGAUAACAUUCAGGCUUUUACCAUUGAACUAGGACACAGGGUAGUUGAAAGUUGCAACGCUGCAUCACUACAGCCAAAAGCCAAAGUAUUUGGAGUUCAUGAAAUCCAGAUUGGUUCCAUUACACUCCAAGUAACUAAUGGAGAUAUUACUGAAGAAGAUACAGAGGUUAUUGUAAACAUAGCAGAUGGCAAAUUGAAUCUCACAAAAGGGGUCUCCAAAGCAAUUGUGGAGGCUGCUGGUUCCCAGGUGAAAGAUGAAUGUGCUCAGUAUGCUGGUCAGUCUCACAGCUACUUUAUUACUACACAAGGUGGAAAACUGCUGUGCAAUAAAAUCAUCCACUUGAUUUGCAACGACAACGUGAAGAAUCUCGUCUCCAAAGUGCUUAAUGAGUGUGAGCUAAGGAUGUACAAAUCCGUUGCCUUCCCAGCAAUUGGAACAGGUCAAGCAAAACUGAGUGCAAGAGAGGCAGCUGAUGACAUGCUGGAUGCUAUAGUGGAAUUUGCAAGAGAAAGACCUGUACAGCACCUAAAAAAAAUCAGAAUUAUCAUCUUCCAGACAACCAUGCUCAGAGACUUUUACACAAGCAUGAAGAAAAGAGAACAUUCAGGUCCAUCCACAAAAAAUCCACAGGCUCAGAUUAAAUCGGUUUUUUUGCGCAAAACCCAACCCACUAAGAAGGAAAAGCACUUGGCUCUGGAGAAGAAAAUUUACUUAGCCACGUUUCAGAUUUGUGGAGGAAGCAAACAAAAAGUGGAGGAAACUGAGGCCUGGAUAAAUAAAUUAAUUUCAAAUGAACAGAUUGCAAACAUCGUUUCAGAUGAGCUGAUUGAACAUUUUGAUGAGAGGCAAAUCAACGCCUUGGCAGAUCUCCAGAAAAAAAACCUUGUUACCAUUGAGCUUGAAAAUAAAUCUCCCACCCCUCAGAUUAAAAUUUCUGGCAUCAGCAAGGAUGUCUGUUUUGUUUCUGGGGAGGUGCAAAAAAUGAUCAAAAUAAUGAAAGAUACUAAAUUAGAAGAAUACAAGGCAGAACUGGUUUUUAACCAGGUAGAAUGGAGGUAUCUUGGAAGCAAUGACAGAUUUGUUGCUUUUGAUAAACUGACAAAUAUGCAGCUGGAGGAUGCCAAAAUAGCCAAAAAACCACAUCUUACUGUCAAAAUUGACAUGAAGAACUACCAGGUGGAUCUGAAAAGUCUACAGGCUAAUGAUGGCCAAGGAAAAACUAUAAGCAUUCAACGUGUGCCAAAGAAUGAAGGCCAGCAGUCAAUAGAGCUCCCUAUGGAGUGGGAAGACAUGAAAGAUGAAAGGGUUAAACUGGUACCUCUCCAGCCAUCAUCUCAGGAAUACCUGGAAGUUAAGAAAAAAUUUCAGAAAACCUGUCACAGCUUUGUCAUAAAGCAGAUUGAAAGAGUACAAAAUCCCUACCUUUGGAAGCAAUACCAAAUUAAAAAAAUAUCUAUCUCUAGAAGGAACAAAAAUGAAAAUAUUGAGAAGAUGCUAUUUCAUGGGACAACUUCAUCCUCACUGAGCAAGAUCAACUACAAAGGAUUUGAUCGUGGGUUUUCUGGAAAGAAUGCUGCAAGGUUUGGAAAAGGAACCUACUUUGCUCUUGAUGCAAUUUACUCUGCUAGGGAAACUUACUCCAAACCAGACAGCAACAACAGAAGAUACAUGUACUUGGCUCGGGUCCUCACUGGGAAGUACUGUGCUGCCAAGGGAGAACUCGUGGAGCCACCACCAAGAAACCCAGCAGAACCUUAUGACCUGUAUGACAGCGUGGUUGAUAACAUAGAGAAUCCAUCAAUGUUUGUCAUAUUUAGUGAUACUCAGGCAUAUCCUGAAUACCUUAUCACUUUCCAAAAAUAGAAUCUUCAUGAUAAUCUUGAAAAGUUUUAGCGCCUUUUACAGGUAGGAGUUAGGGCAAUUCUUGAUUCUUGCUCAUGGCUCAGUUUCUUAACCUUGUUAUUCUUUUAGCCAUGAGUUUCAAUAUGUCUUCAAAUUAUUAGCACAAUAAGGCCAGGAUAAGCCAAUGUUUUAGAACAUGCUAUCUUGAUACUUGGGUAUCAAAUUCAGUUAUGCAGGGGUGCAGGCAAGAUCUGUGAGAACAGCCCUGACCUCUUCCCACUCAGGGCAGAGGGAACUGGUGGGAGAGGGACCUGCUCUGCCUCAGCCCUGGCCUCAAGCAGGAGGUGUAGGGUAAGCCAGCACAUCUACCCAUGUGCCUAUUUCCAGUAUUCACCAUAAGGGGCUGGCUGCCUAUGAGGAUUUAUUUGUAAUGCUCUUGUUUGAAUACUCUCGAGAGCAGAAUUUCUGCUCAUUCUCAGGCAUCCACUCACCCUUGUUGGUGCUAAGAGUCCAACAGAAAGAAAAUGCAGUAUUAAACGUGCACUUUGCAUUCAGUGUUUCACCAUCCUUAUGCCUUUAGGGCAUACUCUGUUAGUUCUUAGGUAUAAAUUCAUAUAUUCACACCCAUUUCUUAGGGGCAUUUUCCAUGCUCCCUUGCAUUGCAUACAUCCAGCUUCCAUUUGUGAAGUCAUUGCUUUGGCAAUUUUAAAGACAGUAACAAGGCACUUUUAAUUUCUUCUUGUCAGUAUUGAAGCAUUAAUUCUUCUGCAGAAUUACUGAUUUGCAGAGUAUUAUCUACAGUGAUCAUGCUAAAACCAUUUGAAAGUUUUUAAAGUUCUAUGAAGUAAGUAAUUAAUGGCAUUUUCACACUGUAACCAUAUAAACCAGAUAUAAACCAUAUAUCCAUCCUUUUAAUAAAAGCAGUUUCACACAGGUAUGUUGUAUUACAGAGUUGUUGUGUACACAAAAGAACACACUUGAAGUAGAAGUGUUGCUUCACAUUUGAGUUUUUUAAUGUUACAGUGAUGGUAUAAUGUGAAGCUGAAAAGACUUCUAAAGUCUAAACAGAAUUUUUUUCUUCUGUUGUCUGUGUGACAGAUUUGUGCAUACAGACUCCAGGUGAAAUUGUUCUGCUAUAGCCCAAAUUAGACCUGUGCUGCAAAUAGCUGACAGGAUGUCUUAAAACCCUGUUGUGACAUUCCCAGUGCUUGCAAAGGGAAAAAGUGCUUUUAGUGUCUGUAGGUAUUUAGGCAACAUAAAAAAAUUCUGCCCUUCACAGCAGAUGCCCCUGCAACAAAACAGAUAAGCAGCCUUUAAAAGACUUUUCUUCCCUGUGAAAAGGUAAGGAUUUUUCUCCCUGGUGGUGGCAGUGGUGGGACUUUCUUUACUAGUUCGUGUACUUGGGUGUGAGGAACCUGAUGGAGGUCCAGCUGACCUCUUAGGUUGCUCUGCAGGAGCCAGUGCCAAGUCACCUUUGCAAACCCUAUCCUAUCCAAAUCCUUAUUAGCAUUUUGAAAGGGAUUCCUGGAGAGGAAGGAGACAGAUAGAGUCUGCAUAAGGCCUAGGGUUGGAGAGCAAAGUGGAUGGAGGUCUGCUCCAGUUGUUCAAUCUGAUACGUCUCAACCAUGCUGAAAUAUGAGGGGCUGCAUUGGUGGGCUUGGGGAAUCUAAUCAACAUCAUCUAAUCAGUCUGGCUCAGUGCUUGGGUUCAGGACUGGUGAUUUUUUCUCUCUCACCCUCUUUCCUGUUCUGUCUCUGAACUGACUGGGACACCUCCAGCUUCCUGCUGGUAACAGGCAACUGAGUAACUGAUGCUUAUGACCCCUUUCCUCCUGGGGAGGAAAGCUGGAAAAAUGAGUUUUCCCUCUCCUUGGGCCAACAAAGGAGCAAUGAAUCAUUUGCCUGGAAUGGUGGGAAUUUAGCGUUAUAUAAACAACAAUGAAAUUCCACUUUGAUGGACCCACCAUCCCGCAUCAAGCCCUGUCCAGAAUCAAAACACCAUCUUGAGCAAGAAACCUUCAUUGGACACCUUUGGACCCAUGGUGGUGACCCUCUCAAACUCCUUCAUUCUUUUAUUUCUUUCUCACUUUCUUACUUUUUCUCUCCCAUCUCUUUCUGUCUCUCUCUCUUUUCUUUGUAUCUUCUCCUUUUCUCUCUCUCUUUUGACUAAAAAUUUAUUAUCCAUACCUUCAUGGGGUUAUAUCACUUUGCUUGUGCUAGUUGUCAAAUAAAACUUUAUGGUUGCACCUGA